AUGAAUACUGCAGAAAAGACGACCAUCGAGCUCUUGGAGCUCUAUCAAGAGCAUAUCCAACAAGUCACCGAACUGCAGCAUCUUGUUCAGCAGCAAUAUCCACCACAACACCCCUCAUACGAUAUCGCCACAAGUUACUUGAACGAUCGUAUCACCCUCUUCCGAUUCCUCAAAAAGGCAAACUAUGUCAUCAAGGAAGCAUACAACUUGGUCGAAGCCAAUAUCGCCUGGAGGAUAGAGGUCGGAUGUGACCACAUCACCCCACGAGAUCUGGAGGAGAAUCCGUUAUGGAUAAACGGACUUGUGCAACUCAGAGGACAGGAUCGGUACGGUCAUCCUUUGAUCACUAUUCGUCUAGGAAAAUACGUUUCUGCUCCCCAGCUGGAUUAUGACCCAGAGAUGGUUACGGAUGCUGGUGCAGAGAAGGAUCGGUUUUUUGAGUACAAGCGUUAUAUUAUCUUUGUUCUUGAAUGCACCCGCAAGCUCUUGUGGGAGUCCAGUCGUCGUCAGCCUCCUCAGGAUCAUGCGUUACAGGCGACGCUGAUCCUUGACCUCCAGGGUGCUUCGGUCUCAGAUCUGGACCACCAGCUGAUCACAUUCACAAUUGAGUUACUCAAACAUCGUUAUCCCAGUUGCAUUGCCCAAGUAUAUGUGCUCAACUACAGCUGGGUGUUUGGCGGAAUCUGGCAAAUGCUUAAGCGUGCUCUCCCGGAAACUGCCCGCGCACGGGUCUCUUUCCCAUCUUCCGUUAAUGAGCUCCAGGAACAUUUCGAUCGUGAAGAGCUCUCUACUGACUUUGGUGGAUUAGACUCUUAUCAAUAUGACUCUGAGACAUGUGAGGCAUUCCACUACUUUGGUUAUCCGAUGCUCAGUCUCCAGCCAGGAACACCGACUUCAUCCCUCAGCCGUGUCAACUCUUGCGACUCUAUCUACUUUGACGCCAUCUCGACACCACAUCACAGUCCCAAAUUGCGACCCCAUGAUGGCCUCAGCUUUUUGUCGAUGACGCCGAUGAUGCCAAUGGCGCCUCCUUCCUCUGGUCAUAGCAGCCACAACAACAAUAAUAACAACAAUACGAAUCUGUCUGUUCGACCUGGUCUGGGAUCACGUUCGAAUUCGAUCCCCCUUAUGGAUUUGAAUAGUCUUAGUCCUACAACUCAUAACCAUCAACGUCACCAUGGUUCUGGUCACCACUUUAAUCCUAGUCUCAAAUCUACGCCACUGAGGGCAACGUUGCUUAGGCAUUCGAAAUCAUCAGCCAAUAUCCCCUCCUUCAUGAUCACACCCUCGAUCGAGUCAGAUUUGCCUACACAGUAUCCGAUUUCGCGCAAGGAGAGGAACACUAUCAGCCGUAAUUCUGGAAGUGAUCCAAAGAACCCCCGUGGAAAUCGGUUCUAUCGGCUGAUCCUCCGACCCAACUCGGUCUUCAUGCGGAUUGCGGCUACUCAACAGGGGGUACGACAGAAGAUGGUGAAGGUGGUGAAGACCUGUGCGGAUAAAAUGAUGCGAACGGAUAUGAGGACGCUGAUGUAUUGGAUCAUGGCUCUUAUUAUGCUUCGAGGCGAAGUGUGGCAACUCAUUGCUGCGACUGCAGUCAAGGUUUUGACAGUUGUUGGAGAGGGUGAUGAGUUGUUGCUUUAA
Messenger RNA from Lobosporangium transversale, 1641 nucleotides. RefSeq names its product CRAL-TRIO domain-containing protein. The coding region runs from base 1 to 1641 and encodes 546 amino acids. The transcript has 3 exons. Lineage: Eukaryota; Fungi; Mortierellomycota; Mortierellomycetes; Mortierellales; Mortierellaceae. The record is from RefSeq and is a predicted model, not a curated record.